GGAAAGCGUGGCGUAGUUAUGCGCAUGCUCUUUUCUAGAUUGGGAACGGAAACUUUCCAAGGCUUUGGUUGUUUUCGGAGUGGAGAAAUAAAGUGUGAUAUCCAGAUUUUAUCCUGUAAAAGUAAAGCAUGGAAAGUGUGUUCCUGAAACAGGGCGAGGCCAAUUCUAUUCUGAAAAGAUAUCGAAGAAAAAAUUAUCUCUUUGAAGAGAUACAACAAGGCAAUAUUGAACGUGAAUGUCAGGAAGAAGUUUGUACUUAUGAAGAAGCAAGAGAAGCAUUUGAAAAUGAUGAAAAGACAAAUGACUUCUGGUCAGAUUACAUAAAGGGACAAAAUGAGAAUCAAGGAAGUGGUGCCAACAUCAACAUGGAAUCAGUUUAUCUUGUGGCUCCUCUGAUAGCUGGCCUCCUUGUAAUUAUUAUUAUUCUCUUUGUUAUCUGGCGAUGCCAGGUGAGAAAGGCAAAUCGCAGGCAAAAUGCAUAUGCCCAGACUCAGUUCCAGGCAAACCAAGCCACCAGGAACUUGUCAGUGGUUGUAUUUGGUUAUAAUGGGCAUUCUGUCAGUCCACCUGAUAGAUUACGUACCCUGCAGCCAGAAGGCAUGUCCAGUGAACACUCCAAUCAAAAUGGAACCCCUGUAAGAUUGCCUGGGUUAAAUUCAGAUCCCCCUCCAUCCUAUGAUGAAGCUACUAACCAAAUGGAGAAUGUAAGAAUCAACAAUGAAGUGCGGCAAAGUGAAGAUCCUCCGAAGUAUGAAGAAAUUAUGAAUCAGGCGUAGAUAAAGAUGUAUAUUAAGUUGCCAAUGUUUGAAUAUUUUUAUUUAAUAAAAUAUGGUUAUUAACUUCU
This is a messenger RNA of Hypanus sabinus (Atlantic stingray), 844 nucleotides long. RefSeq names its product proline rich Gla (G-carboxyglutamic acid) 1 (gene prrg1). The transcript is spliced from 4 exons. Gene Ontology annotation, cellular component: extracellular region. The coding region runs from base 129 to 776 and encodes 215 amino acids. NCBI's taxonomy places the organism in Eukaryota, Metazoa, Chordata, Chondrichthyes, Myliobatiformes, Dasyatidae. The record is from RefSeq and is a predicted model, not a curated record. Gene Ontology annotation, molecular function: calcium ion binding.